AUAAUUAGGUACAUUUGACUUUGUAUACAUACACUUUUUCAUUUUCAUGACCAGGUAGAUAAUUUAGAAAGCGUCUUCGCAACUUAACUAUUAUGCGAUAAUUCCGAUGAUGUUCGUCUUUAGCUAUGGAGGACCAAAUUCCAACGAAAUUUCGAACGCAUACUCAGCUGGUGAAGAAAACUACUUUGUGACCAACCGUCAAUACAUCUACGCCUCCAUUGACGGAAGAGGUUCUGGAAAGAAUGGGGAUAACUUGAUGUUUGAAGUAUAUCGAAGACUGGGAACGGUUGAGAUGGAAGACCAAAUUGAGGUGACCAAAUAUUUACAUAAGCACUAUAAAUAUAUAGAUGCGAAUAGAACAGGAAUUUGGGGUUGGAGCUAUGGUGGUUUCGCAACCCUUUCGAUCUUAGCAAAGGAUACAGAAAAUGUAUUUAAAUGGGGGCUAGCUGUUGCGGCUGUAACCAGUUUUAGGCUUUACGAUACCAUUUACACCGAAAGGUAUAUGGGAUUACCGACCAAAGAUGAUAAUGAACAAGGCUACAACAAUACCGAUCUCACACGGUCGGUUGAAGCUUUCCGAAAUAAAUUAUUUUUCAUUGUUCACGGUAACGCAGACGACAAUGUUCACUACCAGCAAUCAAUGGUACUAGCAAGGGCGUUAGAGAAAGCAGAUGUUAUGUUCCUUCAACAGAGUUAUCCGGAUGAAGAUCAUUCGAUUGGAUCUGUGCGCCCUCAUCUAUACCACACCAUCGAUAGAUUUUUUGAUCGUGGUUUUCGUUCAGGAAUUAGUGGGAACAAAGCACCUAACUUGCGGAGAAGGAGGAGGACACGUUUUUGAUAAAUAUAUUGUUUUUAGGCAACUCGAUUGACAGUUGCAAUAUCUUGUGUGUUGUAUCGUAUCAUCGCAUAAUUUGUAGCGUUUUUUAAGUCAACAAUAAAGGCA
Molecule: messenger RNA, 943 nt
Organism: Photinus pyralis (common eastern firefly)
Lineage: Eukaryota; Metazoa; Arthropoda; Insecta; Coleoptera; Lampyridae
Product: venom dipeptidyl peptidase 4-like
Exons: 4
Coding region: 107-838 (243 amino acids)
Biological process (GO): proteolysis
Molecular function (GO): dipeptidyl-peptidase activity; serine-type peptidase activity
Source: RefSeq, a predicted model, not a curated record